Molecule: messenger RNA, 333 nt
Organism: Aspergillus melleus
Lineage: Eukaryota; Fungi; Ascomycota; Eurotiomycetes; Eurotiales; Aspergillaceae
Product: EGFR-like transmembrane domain-containing protein
Exons: 1
Coding region: 1-333 (110 amino acids)
Source: RefSeq, a predicted model, not a curated record
AUGAAAUUCGACGGCUACGGGCUCUGCUACUUCCUCGCCAUCAUCGUCAUCAUGAGGCCUUGGGUUGGUGCCGCGGCGGGAAUCGUAAUUGGGGUGGGAGCUGGUGUCGGGAUGAUCGCUGCGCUCCUAGCACUAUGGUAUAUACGGCGGAAGAAUCCUGCGCAACCUCAAGAUGUACCGACGCCAUAUGGGUACAAUGGUAUACCAUCCCCGGCAGUCCAGCCGAAUAAUAUGCAACCUCCCUGGACUUAUCCACCGCCGGGACAAUUGCCACCACAGGAAUUGGGGAAGACGGAGCCUGAGAGGAGGGAGUUGGUCUCGCGAGCUAAAUAG